Molecule: messenger RNA, 513 nt
Organism: Ilex paraguariensis (yerba mate)
Lineage: Eukaryota; Viridiplantae; Streptophyta; Magnoliopsida; Aquifoliales; Aquifoliaceae
Source: the annotation of a GenBank genome assembly
AUGGAGAUGGGGCAAUAUCUUUUGAACCAACAAUGCUUGCUCUCAAUGGACUCUACUUUUUUGGUGGAACACCAAUAUGACUGUCAUGAGGGUGCAUUGAUCAUUAUGGAUGAUGAACGUGGACUGCAUCGAACUACGGAGCCACCAGAUAAGGGGUUUUAUUCAGAAGAUGAGCUUAACAGUAGGGGAGAUGAAAAAGUGUUUAAUAAUUCUCAAGAACUGGAUUCAGAUGCAGACCAAAGGCAAGAGUUCUCUGGAGUAGUGGACAUGGUUAAGGAUAACAGUCAGGCUUCUUGGAAAUUCUGGAGUAUUGUUCACCAAAUUCGCUCAAUUCUUAAUAGUUUGGAUUUUCAAAUUCAACAUUCUUAUCGUGAAGGUAAUACAAUAGCAGAUUCAUUGGCUAACCAGGGUGUUUUGGCUAGAACCUCAUCCACUUUCUCGUCUUCAGACAGCCUUCCAGUUACUACUAGACUCUUAAUGUUACAAGGCAGGAGGCAAAUUAGGAAUUUAUGA